AUGGGGAUCUCCACGGUCAUCUUCGAAAUAUGUCUUUUAUGGGGUCAAGUUCUUUCUUCAGCUUCUUGAACAGCCUAUCCAACACCUGGUACUAUUUCAGGUUUGCCCCUGAGGCUCGUGAAUGGCGGUGACCGGUGUCAGGGCCGGGUGGAGGUCCUCUACCAAGGCUACUGGGGCACCGUGUGUGACGACAGCUGGGACACCCAGGAUGCAGAUGUCGUCUGUCGGCAGCUCGGCUGUGGCCAUUCAGUAUCAGCACCCGGAGGGGCCCAUUUUGGUCAGGGCUCAGGGAACAUUCUCUUGGGAGCUGUGUACUGCUCAGGACAGGAACCCUACCUGUCCAGCUGUCAGCAUGAUGGCUGGUACAAUCAUGACUGUGGCCACAGGGAAGACGCCGGAGUCGUGUGUUCAGGAACAACAGAGUCUGAUUUGGCUGUAAGGCUGGUGAAUGGAGGAGACCGGUGUCAGGGUCGCGUGGAGAUCUUGUACCAGGCUACCUGGGGCACCGUGUGUGACGACGGCUGGGACACCAAUGAUGCCAAUGUGGUGUGCAGACAGCUGGGCUGUGGCUGGGCUGUGUCUGCCCCUGGAAAUGCCCGGUUUGGACAGGGCACAGGGCCCAUUGUCCUGGAUGACGUGGCCUGCACAGGGCAUGAGUAUUAUCUGUCGAGCUGCUCCCACCGAGGCUGGCUCUCACACAACUGUGGACACCAGGAGGACGCUGGAGUCAUCUGCUCAGCAUGGAGCAGCUCCUGCUGUAUCAAUGCAGGUUUGCCCCUGAGGCUCGUGAAUGGCGGUGACCGGUGUCAGGGCCGGGUGGAGGUCCUCUACCAAGGCUACUGGGGCACCGUGUGUGACGACAGCUGGGAAACCCAGGAUGCAGAUGUCGUCUGUCGGCAGCUCGGCUGUGGCCAUUCAGUAUCAGCACCCGGAGGGGCCCAUUUUGGUCAGGGCUCAGGGAACAUUCUCUUGGGAGCUGUGUACUGCUCAGGACAGGAACCCUACCUGUCCAGCUGUCAGCAUGAUGGCUGGUACAAUCAUGACUGUGGCCACAGGGAGGAUGCCAAAAUCCUGUGUUCAGCUAGUUUGACCAGGAAUGCACAUGUGCCGUCAUCCACACAGGAACAAUGAAGGAGAAUCCCUCUUGUCUUUCCAGGAACAGGGCUAGAUUUUGUUGUGAGGCUGGUGAAUGGAGGAGACCGGUGUCAGGGUCGCGUGGAGAUCUUUUACCAGGGUUCCUGGGGCACCGUGUGUGAUGACGGCUGGGACAUAAAUGAUGCCAAUGUGGUGUGCAGACAGCUGGGCUGUGGCUGGGCCGUGUCUGCCCCCGGAAAUGCCCGGUUUGGACAGGGCUCUGGGCCCAUUGUCCUGGAUGACGUGGCCUGCACAGGGUACGAGUACUAUCUGUGGAGCUGCUCCCACCAAGGCUGGCUCUCCCACAACUGUGGACACCACGAGGACGCUGGAGUCAUCUGCUCAGGAACAGGCCUUGAUUACGCUGUGAGGCUGGUGAAUGGAGGAGACCGGUGUCAGGGUCGCGUGGAGAUCUCGUACCAGGGUUCCUGGGGCACCGUGUGUGACGAUGGCUGGGACACCAAUGAUGCCAAUGUGGUGUGCAGACAGUUGGGCUGUGGCUGGGCUGUGUCUGCCCCUGGAAAUGCCCGGUUUGGACAGGGCACAGGGCCCAUUGCCCUGGAUGACGUGGCCUGCACAGGGCACGAGUACUAUCUGGCAAGCUGCUCCCACCGAGGCUGGCUGUCCCACAACUGUGGACACCAGGAGGACGCUGGAGUCAUCUGCUCAGGAACAGAAAUUGAUUUGUUUGUGAGGCUGGUGAAUGGAUCAGACAGUUGUCAGGGUCGCGUGGAGAUCUUGUACCAGGGUUCCUGGGGCACCGUGUGUGACGACGGCUGGGACAUAAAUGAUGCCAAUGUGGUGUGCAGACAGCUGGGCUGUGGCUGGGCUGUGUCUGCCCCCGGAUAUGCCUGGUUUGGACAGGGCUCUGGGCCCAUUGUCCUGGAUGACGUGGACUGCAUAGGGCACGAGUACUAUCUGGCAAGCUGCUCCCACCGAGGCUGGCUCUCCCACAACUGUGGACACCACGAGGACGCUGGAGUCAUCUGCUCAGCUUCUCAAUCAAGCUCUCCAACACCUGCUGAGACACCGCCAUACUCGACUAUUGCUGGUGAGUCCCGCUCUCCCUCAGUGCUUGUGUUUCCCACUGUCCCUGUUCUGCUCACCAUUUCAGAAACAGCUACAGUGUGGGUAGCCGUGUGCUGUGAUUUGGGGGUUCAUCAGCAUUUCCACUCUUUCCUUACAGUAAACUAUACCUGUGGAGGUUUCCUGACCAGGCACUAUGGUACCAUUUCUAGUCCAUUCUAUCCUGGGAAUUAUCCUAAUAAUGCCAGAUGUGUGUGGAACAUUUUGGUCCCAACCAACAACUACGUGUCUCUAAACUUCAUGGAUGUGCAGCUGGAAGGAGGCUGCAGCUUUGACUACAUCCUGCUUUUUGAUGGCCCUGAAUAUAAUUCUUCUCUCAUUGCUCGCGUUUGUGAUGGAACCCAUGGAACUUUCACCUCCACACAGAACUUCAUGUCUGUAGUCUUCAUCACUGAUGUCAGUGUCACCAGGACAGGGUUCCAGGCUAACUACAUCGCUGUCUAUGUCCCUUCCACCAGUGAGUUUCCUUGUGAGAUUGAAUGUCCAUUUGGACAGCCGUGUGCUAUGUUCUGGGGUCAUCAGCAUUUCCACUCUUUCCUUCCAGUCAACUAUACCUGUGAAGGUUUCCUGACCCAACCCUUCGGGAACUUUUCCAGUCCAUUCCACCCCAGGAACCUUAACAAUGCCAGAUAUGUGUGGAACGCUGAGGUCCCAAACAACUACCUAAACGAGUCUUCGCUGGUGCUGAGACUGGUAAACGGAGCGAACCGCUGUCAGGGCCGAGUGGAGAUCCUGUAUGAAGGCUCCUGGGGCACCGUGUGUGAUGAUUUCUGGGACAUCAAUGAUGCCACUGUGGUAUGCAGACAGCUUGGCUGUGGCCCGGCUCUGUCUGCCCCAGGAAGCUCUCAGUUUGGUCAGGGCUCAGGGUCUAUACUUCUAGAUGAUGUGUCCUGCUCAGGGUAUGAGUCUCACCUGUGGCGCUGCCCUCACCCUGGUUGGCGUGUGCAUAACUGCGGACAUUCUGAAGAUGCAGGAGUCAUCUGCUCAUCCUCUGAGCCAACAACCACUCCCAGUCCAGCUUGGUGGACCACAACAAUUCCUUACUAUGUCAACUAUACCUGUGGAGGUUUCCUGACCCAACCCUUCGGGAACUUUUCCAGUCCAUUCUACCCCGCGAACUAUCCUAACAAUGCCAGAUGUGUGUGGAACAUUGAGGUCCCGAACAACUACCGUGUGACUCUGGUCUUCAGAGAUGUGCAGCUUGAGGGGGGCUGCAGCUACGACUAUAUUGAGAUCUUCGACGGCCCCCACCACAGCUCUCCUCUCAUCGCUCGCAUUUGUGAUGGGGCCCUGGGCUCGUUCACGUCCACAUCCAACUUCAUGUCAGUGCGCUUUAUCAGUGACCACAUUAUUACCCGGAGAGGGUUCCAGGCCGAGUAUUACUCGGACUUCGCCAAUAACAUCACCAGUCUCCUUUGUUUGUCAAAUCACAUGCGAGCCAGUGUGAGCAGGAGCUACCUUCAGUCCAUGGGCUAUUCUGCCGGAGAGCUUGUCAUUCCUGGUUGGAAUUCAAGCUACCAGUGUCGGUCCCAGAUAACACAGAGGCAGGUCAUAUUCACAAUUCCCUACACGGGCUGUGGCACUACCAAACAGACUGACAACGAGACCAUCAAUUACUCCAACUUCCUCAAAGCGGCAGUUUCAAAUGGCAUCAUCAAGAGGAAGAAGGAUCUCCACGUCCAUGUGAGCUGCAAGAUGCUUCAGAACACCUGGGUCAACACUGUCUACAUCACCAACAACACCGUCGAGAUCCAAGAAGUCCAGUAUGGCAAUUUCGAUGUGAACAUCUCCUUUUAUACAUCCUCCUCCUUCCUGUAUCCAGUGACCAGCAGCCCAUACUACGUGGAUCUGGACCAGAACUUGUACCUUCAGGCUGAAAUCCUCCAUUCUGAUUCCUCUUUGGCCUUGUUUGUGGACACCUGUGUGGCUUCACCAUACCCUAAUGACUUCUCAUCUUUGACAUAUGAUCUCAUCCGGAGUGGAUGCGUGAGAGAUGAAACUUACCAACACUACUCCUCACCGUCGCCACGCAUCGCCCGCUUCAAAUUCAGUUCCUUCCACUUCCUGAACCGCUUCCCCUCCGUGUAUCUGAAGUGUAAACUGGUGGUGUGCAGAGCCUAUGAUUUCUCUUCCCGGUGCCAGAGAGGCUGUGUGGUGAGGUCCAAGAGAGACGUCGGCUCCUACCAAGAAAAGGUGGACGUUGUCCUGGGACCCAUUCAGUUGCAAUCCCCUGACAAAAAUAAGAGGAGCCUGGACUUGGCAGUGAAGGAUGUGGAGAAGCCAGUUAACUCCCAGGCGGCCCAUCCCACUGCUGCCAUCUUUGGCGGAAUCUUCCUGGCUGUGGUCCUAGCUGUGGCUGCCUUCACGCUGGGAAGGAAGACACGUGGUGCCCGUGGCCAACCUCCAAGCACUAAGAUGUGA
Messenger RNA from Chionomys nivalis (European snow vole), 4641 nucleotides. It is a transcript of the gene Dmbt1, whose product is annotated as deleted in malignant brain tumors 1. NCBI's taxonomy places the organism in Eukaryota, Metazoa, Chordata, Mammalia, Rodentia, Cricetidae. The record is from RefSeq and is a predicted model, not a curated record. Gene Ontology annotation, cellular component: membrane. The transcript is spliced from 23 exons.